UCGCAGUCACAGUUUCCGCUUGCCUCUCCACUGCCUGGUCCUUCUCCUUACGCUGGGCCGACUAGAGGUCUUACGGAGCGUCGUGAGCCUGAGUCUCGUCCUACGUCGCCUGAGUCUCGUCCUGAGUUGCCUGAGUCUCGUCCCGAGUCGUCAGCUCCCGCUGUCCGCACUGGUCGUCGUGCUCCGCGUCAGCGUCCUCCUCCUGUCCUUGGCACACACUAUAUGACUCUGCGUCCUUCCACUGCUCCUCAGCGUGUCCCUCUGCCGUCUCCUCCUGCGUCCUCUCUUCCUGACGUUGCUGACCCGCCGUCAGACCUUGCUCGUGCUGCCAGUCCUACUGUCACGCGUCUUCUCGCUACUGUUGUCACUGACCCUUCCUUUGAGUCCACUGCUGCGUCUGCUCUAGUUGCUGAGCUUGUUGACUUUGCUGCCGCCUGUCGUCUAGACUACGCCGCUAGCCUUGUUGCUGAGUCUGAGUCUGUCUGUCCUCCGUCCGUCGGGGGUGAGUGUGCUCUUGGCACGGACGUCCUUGAGGAUAGACAGGAGGAGUUUGAGUGCUUUGCCGCUGCUUUACCUCAUCUCGUGUCCAUGCUGAUUGCCCCUGAGGGAGACCCGGAUGCACCAGACAUCCCGACCCCGCGCUCUUACGCAGAGGCGAUAGAGGGUCCCUACUCCUCUCAGUGGCAGACAGCCAUGGACGCAGAGAUGGCUUCCUGGAAGUCCACAGGCACCUACGUUGACGAGGUUCCCCCACCUGGGGCGAACAUCGUCAGUGGCAUGUGGAUUUUCAGGGUGAAGCGGCUGCCGGGUUCUCCGCCUGUCUUCAAGGCGCGUUACGUUGCACGAGGCUUCAGUCAGCGAGAGGGAGUUGACUUCUUCCAGACCUUCUCCCCGACCCCGAAGAUGACCACUCUUCGGGUUCUGCUGCACGUCGCCGCUCAGCGUGACUACGAGCUCCACUCUCUUGACUUCAGCACUGCUUUCCUACAGGGCAGCCUGCACGAGGAGAUCUGGCUGCGCCGCCCACCUGGCUUCACUGGGUCGUUCCCUGCUGGUACCCAGUGGAGCCUUCGGCGGCCAGUCUACGGUCUCCGCCAGGCACCCCGUGAGUGGCACGACACACUGAGGACGACUCUUGCUGCUCUUGGGUUUGCUCCUUCUACUGCUGACCCGUCGCUGUUUCUACGCACCGACACCACUCUGCCGCCGUUCUACUUUCUCGUGUACGUAGACGACCUGGUCUUUGCUACUGCUGACACUGAGGCACUCGCCCACGUGAAGUCGGAGCUGCAGAAGAGACACACGUGCACAGACCUGGGUGAGCUGACAAGCUAUCUUGGCUUGCGGAUCACCCGGGACAGAGCACAGCGCACCAUCACCUUGACUCAGUCACACAUGGUGCAGCAGGUCCUUCAGCACUUCCGCUUCACGUACUCCUCGCCUCAGCCCACUCCUCUGCCUACCGGUCACUCGCUCUCAGCUCUGCCUUCGGAUGAGUCCGUAGAGCCGAGUGGCCCGUAUCCAGAGCUUGUGGGCUGCCUCAUGUACCUGAUGACCUGCACUCGACCUGACCUUGCAUACCCUCUUAGCAUCCUAGCACGCUAUGUCGCUCCUGGCCGUCACCGGAAGGAGCACAUGGAUGCCGCUAAGAGGGUGUUGCGCUACUUGUGCAGUACGUCGGGCAUGGGGCUUGUGCUUGGAGGACGGAGCGACGUUGUUCUCACUGGGCACUCAGACGCUUCUUGGGCUGAUGACCAGGCUACGCAGCGGUUGUCUCAGGGUUACACCUUCAGCCUUGGCUCUGGUUCAGUUUCUUGGCGUUCUACACGCUCUUCUUCAGUUCUCAGCUCCAGUUGUGAGGCUGAGAUCUACGCCACAGCCAUGGCUGCACAGGAGUUACGCUGGCUCACCUACCUGCUGACCGACCUGGGAGAGCGGCCUCGUUCUCCUCCAGUGCUGUACGUCGACAACAAGGCCGCCAUUGCCUUGUGUCAGGAGCACAGACUGGAGCACAGAACGAAGCACAUCGCUAUGCGCUACUUCCUUGCUCGAGAGUUGCAGCAGCGUGGUCAGCUUCGUCUUGCUUACGUGGCCACUCGGGCCAACACUGCUGAUGUGUUCACCAAGGCGCUUCAGCCUUGUGAUCAUCAGCGUUUCUGUACUGUUCUAGGCCUUGUGCCUACUGUCCCUCACUUGCUCACUUCUUGA
Molecule: messenger RNA, 2208 nt
Organism: Closterium sp. Naga37s-1
Lineage: Eukaryota; Viridiplantae; Streptophyta; Zygnematophyceae; Desmidiales; Closteriaceae
Source: the annotation of a GenBank genome assembly